Molecule: messenger RNA, 2481 nt
Organism: Symbiodinium sp. CCMP2592
Lineage: Eukaryota; Dinophyceae; Suessiales; Symbiodiniaceae
Source: the annotation of a GenBank genome assembly
AUGGGCUCUUGGAAGAUUGGCAAAAUGACGUUCUGCUUGGCCGAGGCUGCCCGCGAGAAGACACGACAGGAAAUUCGGGGAGCUGAGUCCAUAGCGCUCAAGAUGGACUCACGCGAAGGAAUUUUGUUGCUGAGGUAUACCUGCUGCGACAAGAGCCUGACUAUCAGCAGGGGCAUGGUGGGUUUCAAAUUCGUACCAGAAAGAGAGACUUCAUCUGCUUUGGUGGCCAGUGUCCGUCGCGUGCUGGAGGAUCUGUGCACCAGCGGCAUUGACGGCCAAGUGGACGUGGCUUUGGUCAAUAAUUUCCGCGAGAAAGUGGAGGUCGUCUGUGCUGACAAGGCUUCCAACGAACAAGUUGCUGGUCGCAUGAGCCGUACCGGGCCGGUGCUCAAACGCCCUUGGGCGGCGGUGGAGCCGAUCCAACGCAUUCUCGAGGAGUGGGUCACCGGCGCCAACUCUGUCACUCAGAUGAUUGAACACAGCCACGGCAUGGCCAGCGUGUACCGGAGCUACGUUCAGAAGCUCGAGGUGCCCAUUAACGCGAAACGCAUCCGAGAUCUUCGCGCUGCAAAGCAUCGGUUCUCUUCGUUGCAGAAGCCAUUGGGCCGGGCCGUUUUGACCUUCGAUGCCAUGCUUUCUACGAUACUGUGGGCUGCAGCACAUCGGACCGGUGCAGAAAGAGACAGAUGCCUGGCUUGCUUGGCAUCGUUGUCCGAGGAAGGCCUCAUACUGCUCGCGAUGGCUGCAGACAUCUCAGACGAGAAUAUGAGGGUGCUCCGUUUGUGCGAUCAGGAAGAGUUCGACGCGGCCGAAUUUCCUCAGGAGCUUGGCUGCCUGAUGGACAGGCUGCACUUCCUCAUCAACAAGGGCGGUGUGCUUUCUCAAGGAUACACGCAGUACAUGAUCGAGUACUUGCAAGAUCAGCGUGGUUUCUUGCUGAAGAAUGAGGCGAGAACCCUUGGUGGAGAGGGUCGUGUGAACGGAACGAUGCUGGCAGGCUGCUGUGAGAUCUUCAAGGCAUAUGUCCGCCUUGCUGUGCAUACAGUGGAGCAGGAGUUUCCAUACCACGAUGUUUUGAGUGCCAUGUCUGUCUUGAACAUCCGCGAGAAGCGCAAGAAUGAAGACAGUUUGGAACACCUCAUGUGGACGGAACACCGCCAGGCCAGCUUGGAAAGAUUGGCGCAGGUCUGCCAUCAGGAUCCGCAAGCGUUGCGAGAUCAGUUUAUGGAUCUGGAGCCCAUCGCACGCUACGAGGUUUCUGUGAACCAUUGCACCAGCUUCGAGGGUUGGAGGGCAGCCGCGCUUCGCUGCCGUGCUAGCAAGCCACAGGUGCGACAGCGCCACAAGAUUGACGCGAUCUUGCCCGUUCUCAUCAAAUACGGCUGCUUCUGUGGGCUCUCCACAUCGGGUGUGGAACAAAGCUUUUCGAAGCUGCAGCGCUUUCAACCCAAGGAACGAAAGUGCAUGCUACCCACUACAGCGGAAGACGAAGCGUUCCUGAUGCUCCUGCACGACUGCUCGGUGCACGAGUGGCUAUCGCAGCGCGCGCGGCAGAUUUGGCUUGACAACUUCGGCAAGCCCCGUGCCAGCUGCGCGACGCGCCUCGACCGUGGGGAUCCUCAGUCCGAGAAGGCUUUCAUAAAGAGGCGCCGGAUGGAGGUCGACAAAGGCGCUCUGCCCGUGGAUCCAGCAGAGGUGCUGCAGGCCGCUGAGAAUGGCUGCUGGGUCAGCCAAGCUGUUUUAGACGAAGAAGGUUGGCAAGUCAGCGAGAAGUACGGCAACAAAGUCAUGGCCUACCUGGACGGAGCUCUGCUCGAGUCCGAAGUGGACUUGGCUUUGGUGGAGACGGCCGUGGCUUUAAGAACGCAUCAAGAGCGUCUCGAUGCUGGGCGAGUAGCACGCGAGAAUGCUAUCGCGCAGCAGCUCCGGCCAAAGAAAGUGAACGUGCAAGCAGGCUCCUUCUACGUGGCAGAUGCAAGAUGGGUGGCCGAGCACGGCCUGAGCAACUCCCGCGCCACCGUGACUCUUUCUGAGGCCUCGCACUACGUGGUUGCGGACCCUGGGGACCCGGGCAUGCCGGUGUUGUUUGCUGCAGUGCUUCAGGGAGGGCUGUUAUGCAAUGUCGAAUACGCACGAUCCAAGGGCAACUCUGGGGUGGCCUUUGCGUUCGAUGCUGCCCUACUAGUGAAGCGCUUCAUUUUCCUUUCAACAGCAUUCCUGCGGUCGGAGUCGCAGGUUGCUCAGGUGGUCCUGGAAGCAGUCAGCCGUGCAGAGUCGAAAUGGUCGCAAAUUCAUGCAUUGGACGAGUUUGUGGAAAGAAGUUUGCGUUUCCGUGGGCAGAAGAAGAACUUCCUCUGCGUAGGGCUCUUCGCUGAUAGCGAAGAGCACAAGAUAGCAGGGGAGCCCAACAUGUUCACGAAGAAAGGGUUCCUGAAAUUUGUAUGCAAGUCUGCGGUUGCGAUGACUGGGGUUCGUUGUUGA